Molecule: messenger RNA, 2280 nt
Organism: Didymodactylos carnosus
Lineage: Eukaryota; Metazoa; Rotifera; Eurotatoria; Philodinida; Philodinidae
Source: the annotation of a GenBank genome assembly
UUAGAUAGUGAUUCGUAACGAAACUUUCGUUCGCAUUAUGCAAUAAGGUAGCCGGGCUGAGAAAUAACUAUAAAGAGAGACAGAAAGUAAGAAAAAAAGAAUUUUGUAGGCACAUUGGCUUCUCUUCACUGAUCUGUUUGAAAUAUAGCUAUACGACAAAAUACGGGCAUGAUAUCGUUUAACUAUUGAGAACAUGUGAAUCUUUUCUCAUUUUUUAUACUGUAUAAUUCAACAAAUGGUCUAUAACAAUUUUUCUACAUAAGCAUAAUAUUGCAGUUGUCGUUAUUUGAUUUAGAUUUCACGAUAAAGUCUGAUUAAUAUGGAUGCCAAUGAUCUUGAGUGGACAGCACCAAGUACAAGCAGUGCGAGAUCGAAUUCAUUAUCUCGUUUACAGCAAAGUCCAAUUCUUCAUCGGAAAAGUUCAAGAUUAGCCACAUCGCGCUCCCCAAGCGGUGUGCGAAAUGGAAAGAUACAACAAGCAAGACAGAAUACAGGGGAUAAGAAGAAGAGGAUCAAGAGGUCGGGGGCGUCCAAGAAUAUCAAGGGGUGUUGUUAAUCGACAAGUAAUCAGUCUAAUGAAUGACAGUACGCAAAGUGAUGAAAAUACUGACUCUGUCGCAGCCAGUCACCUACCUUGUGCAAACCCAUUUAAUUGGAGAAGAAGCCGUUCCAGGCUAUCUUCAAAAAUAUUGUAAUACACACAAAAUUGAUUAAGAUCACUUUAACACUUCAAGGUACACUCACUUUUAGUAUCACCUUCAAGAGUUUAAUAAAAGCUUUAAAACUAGUAGACAACUAAAACUAGUAGUAUUUUUCUUAACUUUUUUUGAAAAGCUUUAGAAGCAAGAAUAUUUUUUUCAAAUAAAUUGUUUUCUCUUCUCUCAUAGCACUAGUUCUGUAACCGCAACAACGAGUCAAGACGAUGUUCAUGAACAAUCAAUUGCGGACGAUGAUGAAGUGCAGGAUGAUUUGGAAGAUAGCAACGAUGAUAAUGAGAGUGAUUGCUCCGUUGAAUAUAGAGAUGAUGAAUCAAUAAAUAUUCGCAUCGUUAAUCCAGAAGUAUCAACGGACAGUGAUGAUGUAAGUAUCGACGAAGAACAACAACAAUUACACACAAAUGAUCAAGAAGAAGAAAUGGCAUCUGGAGAUCCAAAUGAAAUAAUGUCAAAAGUAAAUCAUCUGAUUACUCAGACACGUUCGAUGGUUAACUUCAUCCGUAAAUCUAGUAUAAUUGAUGCCUACGUGCGUGAGCAAAUUAAAAUAAAAAAAAUACAAGAGAAUGACGCAGGUGGUGAAAACGUUAAAAAAAUAGCAAAAUGUCGCGAUUUAAUACUGGAUUUCCACGUUCGUUGGAAUUCAACAUAUCUGAUGAUAGAUCGAUUCAUUGAGCAUCGUAACAUUAUUAGCAGUAUUACAACCACACCAACACAGAUACAAGGUCUUCGAAAAAAACAGUACGAAUGUUUAAAAACAUUUGAGUACAGCCAUUAUGACUGGGAUAUUUUGGGCGCAUUUCACCAGACAUUAGGUCCAUUUUAUAACGCGACAACUUUGUUAUCAGGUCGCAGUUAUCAGACACUUUCGAUUGGACAUAUAAUUACAGAUACACUAAAAUAUUUUCUGAAAACGGAAACAAUUGACCAACAAAUAGCAAAUGUAAUCAAAGGUCGACUAUUAGAACAAUUUGAAAUUUAUUUUGAGAAAAAGCUGCCGUUAGAACAAACAAGAAGAACUUUGAUUGCAUCAUUUUUGGAUCCAGUAUCGAAUAAAUACUUAAAUGAAAAAGAUAGAACUGAAGCAGAAUCAGCAAUAAGCCAUGAACUUAAAGUUAGACAGGAUUUACGCCAAUCAUUAUCAUUGCUAACUAUCUCGUAUACUUCGGCACAACAACGGUUGUUACGAACCGCUUCUACCCAUCAACCACUGUCUGCCAUUGACCAUUUUUUAUUAGAUUGUGGAAGAGCUUUACUUUCGUCAUCAGCAACAACAAAAGCAAAACGAUUUACAAUUAAACAAGAAAUUGGACACUAUGUAUCAACAAUAAAAGCUGACACAAAAUUUGAAACGUACUGGAACGAAAAUCAACAACGUUUUCCUCAAAUGGCUACUUUAGUUCGUCAUUAUAAUUGCAUACCUGCCACGUCUGUAGCAAGUAAAUCUUCCUUCAGCGUAGCAGGUUACGUACAAAGAAAACAACGAGCAGUGCUGGCACCUGCAACACUUCGUUAUACAAUGGUUUUACGUGAUGAGGGACUUUUGAUGAAAUUAAAUGAACAUUAA